Molecule: messenger RNA, 786 nt
Organism: Chironomus riparius
Lineage: Eukaryota; Metazoa; Arthropoda; Insecta; Diptera; Chironomidae
Source: the annotation of a GenBank genome assembly
GGUUAAUCGAAAUAAAAACACGAGAAAAUUUUUCAAUUUAAAGAUUCUUUAAUUAAGUGAUUUCCUGUGCAAUUCACUAUUUAUUUUAAAUUAAAAUACUAUUAACAAGAUGUCUGAAGUUGUUUUAUCACAAAAGGCUUAUAUCAAGAUGGUUUUUCAUGCCGCCAAAUAUCCUCAUUCCGCUGUCAAUGGCUUACUAUUGGGAUCAAAGUCAAAUAAAACAGAAGUAGUUGAUGCCGUGCCUUUAUUUCAUCAAUGUCUUUAUGUUACACCGAUGAAUGAAAUUGCUCUAAUUCAAGUAGAAUCAAAAGCUGCUAAUGAUGGAUUACAAAUCAUUGGAUAUUAUGCUGCGUCUGAGAACUUUUAUGACAAUACAAUUGAUAAAGUUCCGGCUAUUAAAAUAGCUGACAAAAUUGUUGAAAAUAAUGGAUCAGCUUUUGUCGUUGUUAUUGAUAAUAAGUCAUUGUGCAUGGAUAUGAAACAUUCCGGAUUAAAAGCGUGGCACUCAAACGAUGGAAAAUGGGCAAAAGCAAAACAUAGCUUGAGUGACUCGAAAAAUACUAUUGAUGCUGUGUCACUUCUUUUACAGCGAGGAGCCAUGAAGGAAUUAAAUGAUUUUGACAACUUUCUUGAUAAUACCGACAAUGACUGGACUAAUCAGAAUCUUAAUUUUGAUCUCAAAAAAAUACUUGCUAUGCAUUAAAGUCAUUUAUGUCCAAUGUAUUUUAUAAAAUAAUAAUCAUAAUAUAAAUGGUUUGGUAAAUAUUAUUGAAUUUUUAAUCAUUU